GAUGUCCUCCCCUAUCGAUGUACGUUUUGUAUAAGCGUUUAUCAUUAAGAAUUUAAUCCAAAGGAGGCAUAGGAGUGGAGGGAGAGGGAACAUUGUGAUAGGUAGCAAAUUUAUCUUUUUUUUGCUUUAUGUAGUGCAGAAUUUUAGAUUACAAAUCACGAAGAAUUGCCCUAAAGCUACCACCUGAAAGCAAAUUUAAAUAUUUAGGAGUUCUUUAGUUGUUUAACAUUCCGUAGAAAUGUUUUGUUUCACACGUGCUUGCCUGGCAAGCAAGGUAACAGGUGGCAAUUCCAGGAAUCAAGCGGGAAGAUUUCGAAAAAAAUUCAAAGUCUUCCACGUUAUUCCGGGAACCCCUGUGGCGCCUGUCGAGAAGCUGAAGGAACAGCGUCGGCGCUUCGGCCAAGAUCGGUAUUCUCGACAGCCAGAGUAUCGCCCUGGACGGAAUGUCCGGAUGGAUCCGAACACCUACACGUUGUAUGCCACCACAAAAGGCGUCAUGACGAUUCGCACAUCGCGAAUUCAUCCGAGUUAUAAAUGGCUGGACGUGGAGCCCGAUAUUCAGAAGGUCGCGCGGUCGCGAGCCAUGCGUCAGGCCCUCGAGGAGCGCGGGCAGGCAUCUAUGCUGGUCGCGAGCAACCCAAAUUACAAGGUGGAGCUGGACAAUUUCGAGGAACCGCGCUGGCGUGAGCGGGUCAUGCAACCAAUAAAGGCGACGGAAAGGUUUCAGGAUCCGAAUUUAUUUAUCCGAGGCCAGCUUCAGGUGCUAGAUCCAAAGAGACGAUACUCGUAUGAGUAGACAUUCCAUGCACAAAGGUGGUGUGAAUCUGCAUAUGCGACUAUGCGGAGCGGGAGUAGGGAAGUCUAUGUCACUAUCUAUAUUUGAUUUUUGAGGUGGAUGUAUUUUUGUGUAUGGGGUUCGAUCAUGCUGGACUAUCUUUUUGAAUGAUUUGUGCUGUUCGAUCUGAUUUGUUAUAUUUCGAGGAAAAAAAAUUUAUUAACCCCCAAACGGCAUCGGCAGCUCUCCGCAAUCCCAUAUACAAUCUUUAUCCCUCUCAGUACUUGAACAAUCUAAUAAACUUAUUGGAUUCUUUUUUCUUCUAUUCUGAAUUUCAGCCUCAAAUAAA
Messenger RNA from Phytomonas sp. Hart1, 1124 nucleotides. The record is from the annotation of a GenBank genome assembly. Lineage: Eukaryota; Euglenozoa; Kinetoplastea; Trypanosomatida; Trypanosomatidae.